This is a messenger RNA of Rotaria sp. Silwood1, 513 nucleotides long. The record is from the annotation of a GenBank genome assembly. Lineage: Eukaryota; Metazoa; Rotifera; Eurotatoria; Philodinida; Philodinidae.
AUGAUUUUAUUAGACUUAUUGAGUCUUUCAGUUAACAUUUUAUGUCUUAUACAAAAAUUACCACAAAUAGUUCGUAUUUAUAAAACAAAAAAUGUUGCUAGUAUUUCAAUAUCAUCUGUAUUACUUGAAGAAACAGCUUAUACAUUAGUUUUAACUUAUAAUCUUUGGAGAAAUUAUCCAUUAUCAGCAUUUUUUGAAUAUAUAUUUCUUUUUAUACAAGAUAUAUUUCUUCUCUGGGCAUUGGCAACAUAUUCAACAAAAGACAAAGAUAAACAGAAUGAUGGAUCAAAACCUUUAUAUGGAAUAUUAAUUUUUUGUCUUUAUCUAGUAGCAAGUUUGUUGAAUCUUCUACCAAAAAAAUGGAUGAGUAUUUGUACUAUGUUUGUUAUUCCUAUUGGUGCUUCAUCAAAAAUAAUUCAAUUACGAACAAUUCUUUCAAAUAAAAGUGCUGGUCAAGUUAGUCGAACUGGUUGGAUUAUUGCAUCUUAUAGUAAUUGUGGUAUGAUGUAUUAA